AUGACGAGGACGACACACGCUGUUGAUCUGUAUGAGGUCCUGUCUCUGCCGUUUAUGGGGUCUUCGUCAACAGUCCUCUCCAAGCAGCAGAUCAAGAUCGCAUACCAUAAAGCAUUGCUAAAGCACCACCCUGACAAGGCGGGGGCUGUAGCAAGGGAUACCGGGCUAGGCGGUUCGACUAAUCCCACAUCCACGUCUACUCCGAACCCUCUCUUUUCAAAGUCUGAUGGCAACCCGUCCCAACAACUGUAUACCAUCGACCAGAUCACCACCGCCUACAAGACCCUAUCGGACCCCGCCCUCCGCGCCGAAUAUGAUCGCUCUCUGCGUCUGGACAGGCUAAAGGUCGCGGAACGGGAAAAUACUGGCGAUGUGUUCCAUACUGGCUUGGAGAUUGUGGAUUUGGAGGAUCUUGCUUGCGAGGAGGCGGAAGACGGCGACUGCUGGUACCGCGGAUGUCGCUGCGGUGAUGAUCGUGGGUUUUUGGUCAACGAGGAGGAUUUGGAGAGGGAGGCUGAGCAUGGCGAGAUCAUUAUCGGGUGUCGCGGGUGCAGUCUCUGGUUGAAGAUUAUGUUCGCCGUUGAGGCAGAUGAAGGAUGA
Messenger RNA from Penicillium expansum, 600 nucleotides. Its product is annotated as Heat shock protein DnaJ, N-terminal. The record is from RefSeq and is a predicted model, not a curated record. Gene Ontology annotation, biological process: protein histidyl modification to diphthamide. Lineage: Eukaryota; Fungi; Ascomycota; Eurotiomycetes; Eurotiales; Aspergillaceae. The transcript has a single exon. The coding region runs from base 1 to 600 and encodes 199 amino acids. Gene Ontology annotation, molecular function: metal ion binding.